Messenger RNA from Armigeres subalbatus, 6122 nucleotides. RefSeq names its product formin-J-like. The record is from RefSeq and is a predicted model, not a curated record. Lineage: Eukaryota; Metazoa; Arthropoda; Insecta; Diptera; Culicidae. The coding region runs from base 785 to 5239 and encodes 1484 amino acids. The transcript has 10 exons.
GUAACGUUCGAUAAACAGUCCGCAGUUUGGUGUUGUUGGUGCGUUUUCCGUUCGUUCGAAUUCGGUACUCAUUGUCAAAAACUGCGCCGAUUUCGGGCUUUUCAUUACGUGAACUACGGCAGAUUGGCCGAUCGAUAGGCCGGUGGUUCAUUUCCUGCCCCGCUAAUUGUUAAGUAGCUAAACAAACCUUAUCGGUCGGAACGCACGGCAGUAGGUAGGGAGUUUACCCGGUAGAUUGGUGAUUAGGGUGGUGGUGCAAUGAAGGAAAACGAAUCUCGCUAAAAAUUGCAAUCAGUAGCUGAAACAGAGGAAGAAAUAAGGGAAAUAAAGUGCCGUGAUGAGAGCAAAAAUUUCGCGAAUGAACAGUUUGUUGUGAACGAUCGAGAUAAUGAGAGAUUGCGACGACCUCAAAUAGAUAUUAGGCGGGUGAUGAGUAUGACGUCGGCAGAUACCGGCGCGUUUGAGGAAGAAGCAGUUGAUGGUAAAGUGUAGAUUGUGUUGCCUUAUCCAAGACGAAAGUAAUAUAGCAGAAAAACGAAAACAAAAAACCGCGCAUCGAAGCUCGGAGUUUGAGUAGGUGUCACAUCAAGAUAAGAAGUUUGGCCAAGCAAUUUAUAGCUACGGGGCCUACGCGGCGAAACUCGUUUGGCCUUUGCCGAUAAGUCGUCGCCUUAUGAUUGGAGAAGAAUGUGAGUGAAAUCCGCUACUUAGGAAUGAUAUUUCAGCGGGGAAAAAAGUGACGCGAAGAAUAAAUAAUCGUUUGUAUAAAUCAAAGUUGCUGAAUAUGGAAUGCGACCAGCAGCGCGACCAAAUGUCGACUGUGAAUACAAUGGAUAACGACAGCGUAGCUGAUAUGAUGGGCAUCGGGAGCAUGGCUCCGAUGCAAAACGAGGACGACGAAUACGAGCUGGAGCUAGAGCGGCGGCUGGAUAUGGGCCGGCAGCUCUCGCAGGACGACGAGGAAGCCGGCGGCGAGGACGUGGACUUCGAUGACGGUGAGUUCAAAGCGGAAUUUCAAUGUCGCUUCGACGGGAGUUGGUCAGAUAACAACUUGAACGAAAAGCAAAACUACGCCGACCAAGAGAAGGAGAACGAUCCGGAUUACAACGAGCGCCAGUACCAGAGCCCACUGCAGUCACCGGCACCGGUCAUCGACCCAUUUCUGGCAAUCCCCGAACCACCCGCGAAUCUCCAACUGCACCAAUGUCCAAUCUGUGCGCGCAACUUUGUGCCAACGUCGUUGGCCAAACACAUCGGCAUCUGUGAGAAGAUGCAGUCCAAAAAGCGCAAACCAUUCGAUUCGUCCCGCCAACGACGUGAGGGAACCGAACUGGCCUCGUACCUGCCAAAGAACUUCGGGCUGCCCCAGAACCACCCGCAGACCCGUGUUUCACCGCCAAAAACGACUAACCCCGUGCGGAAGCUGAGCACAAGCAAAACUCCCACUCCGCAGCGGAAAAACUACGAAGACAGCAGCGGAAUGAACAAUCUCAUGUCCACUUCCCUAACGCUAUCCAGCACGACGACCCCAACCGGGCCCAGUUCCGUUGCGGCCAUGACCGCCAGUUCGUCGUCCACAACUCCGCGACCCACCCUGAAACGAAGUUUAUCGCAGCAGAACGAACCCUGCCCGUACUGUGAGCGAUGCUUUGGCUUCAAGGCGUACGAUCGGCACGUCGAAUGGUGCCGCGAGAAGGCUUUACUCACCAAGAAUGCCAACAACAGUCAGUCGAUAUCCGCCGCCAAAGAGAGGUUGCAAGCUCGGAUCCAGUACAAAGCACCUCAAAUCAAGUCAAAACGUGCCUUAAAUCGGGAGAAGUACUCCGGCAGUCUCAGUUGUGGUGGCUCCACCAGCAGUCUGGCAGAUUUGGAUCUCCCGCUGCCGAGGCAUCGUAGCCAUUUGAACUCGAUGAGUUCCUCCAUCUCCAGUGAUAACAAAUCCGACCACUCGGGAUCGUUGAAGAAAGUAUCGCCGCAUCAGCAUCAGCAGCAGUUUGAGCUGAUAGCGACGUCCAAACAUCAAACCGGCGAGCGCAGAGGUCCCCCCAAAAAGCGCGAAAUCAGAGCCAAUCUCCUGGAGAAUGAAAACUUCAUGCGGGGCAACGAUAGCAAUAACAACCGCAGUGUGGGUAAUAAAAUUUUCAGCAACAACCUGCUCAUUAGGCCCACGCAGGACGUCCGACGGGAGAAGGAACAGGCGGUGACCGUCGAGCGGAUCGAUAAAAUGGAACUGAUCGGCCGAGGCGGGGCGAGAUUGGAUCAACAGCAACAACAGCGGGUUCCACUGAAGCGAGGCGCCACCAAGGUCGUAAAAAGCAACAAGAGCGGACUAUCUCCGGACAGGUAUGAUCCUUUUUUGUCUGCCAAGAGGCAGCUAGAGGAGUUGUUCUCUCCGUCUUCCAGUCACAAUACCUCGACUUCACGACAACAGCCGAACAGCAGCAGUCGAUCAACAACUCCACUGACUCCAACAGCCAGCAGCAUGAGCAAAUCCGUUGUGACUCCGACGAGCAAGACUUCCCCGGUAAACAACAGUAACUUUAGACGAGCGUCAUCCCUCCGCAUGCCCCGGAAAGUAUCACGACCGAUGUACAUAGAGAAAGCCAAGUCCAACAUUCAGAAAGGCAUCACAGACGAUGGUCCGGUUUCUCCGAACUUCCUGAAGUCCUCCGAGUACGACGAAAUUCCGAUUAAAUCCGCCUUCAAUGCAGUGCAAAUGGCCGAGAAGCCUAAAAUGCGCGACACCAACACUGUGAGAAAGAAUCUCAAACUAGACAUUAAAGAUCCGAACAUGCCCGCCCUGGAUGUUCCGCUGUCAAAAACAGAUUCGCUUGCCGUAUUCCUAAAAUACGAACACGAACUAAAUCUGGCAGCAAUGAGUGAGAAGGACAUGAAAGACAAAAGCAAUAGCUUGAGUAAACGAUCCUUGUCGCUUGGGGGUCACGAAAGGAAGGAAUCGAUUCUCUACGGAGGCGUCACCAACAAUGGUAUUAAAACCGAUCAAUCGCCUCAAGAUGAAAAAGACAAAGCGGAUAGAAUUCUUCAGGACAUUCAGCCAUUCAAAAAGCUUCCACAAAAGCUUAUUCCGAUUAAGUUAGAGCCUAUUAACAUAACCUACAGUAACAGUAGCAGCGAUCCGAAGACUAACAGUAGUACCAACAAUGGUAGUAAGAAUAACAUUAACAAUAAAGUCAGUAACAAUUUGAACAACACCAAUAUCAGUCCCAUCAGCAAGCCAACCGUAAUCUCAUUGGAUGCGAUUCUCGGCAAAAAGCCAAAACCACCUGCCCCGCCUCAAUCGGAGGAAAAAGAGAUCCGCAAAAAUUCAAACUAUAUCGAUCCGAAGCUGAUCAACAAAUGCGACAACCUUCCAGUGAUAUCUACCAAGUUAUCAUCCUGCCAGCCCGAAGGUGGUGUAAGCACAAUAGAAAGUUUGAAAAAAUCGACCGAUUCAAAUCGACUAGCCGAAUCUUCCAAUAAUUCACCCGAGAAAUCAGGCGGUGGUGACAGUGGUGGCCCGAAACUAGUGGCCAAUAAUCUCGCUAACGAAACAAGUAUAAAUGACGACCCUUACGAUAAAAGAUCCCCGUUGACUCGGCAGAACGGUACUGAAAGCAGUACUAGCAAUAGUAAUAGUAGCAGAGACAGUAGUCGCGAGGAAAGUCCCGAAGAGCGGCAAUUACGCAGCCCAUUGACACCUAACCAAAGUCAUCCGGAUGAUAUCAAACCCCAGACCCCAGACUCCGGACUGGAACGAACAACUCCAAAGCCAUCUACGCCGAUUAUGGUUCAGAAGAAACCAGAAAGGCCUCCACUACCUUCGUUCGAUGACUUUGACUUUGACGAAUUCAUUUCCUCCUUCGAAGACGAAAGACGAACCUUCAAAAACGCCCUCUACUCUCGUAACACCAACCCUACUUGCAACACCAGUAGUAGUAGUUUUGUUCUGCAUACCAACAACAGUAGUCUAUUGGAUAACAGUGUGAAUUGUGUGACUAGUUUGAACGGUAGCGUUAGUAGAACCAACAGUCCUAGCCAUUUGAAUCCUCACAAUAGCUCCUACUACAAUCCUCUCAAAACCAAUGGUAGAUCCGAAGAGAAACAGACACCGACGACUCAACCCUCGAAAGAACCACCGCAAGUACCGCGACGGCGCCACAUCGGAGAGCCUCUGCAUCCUCCGUUGCAAAGCACGAUUAGGAAUCUUCCCAGCAUCCAUGGCAACAGCGCCCCCAAAUCGGCGGAACCAACAACCCCAGAAAUUAAGUCACCAAGAACCAACAACGCUUACGGAACGCCUAACGAUUACAUGAAUAACAAUAGCAAACCCGCUCCCACGUUAACUCGGGAAACCUCAUCGGCGUUGCGGCUAGGCAGUGGUAAAACUUUUAACCUUCACCAUCAGCCAUUCCAUCAAUCAUCAACAACACCGAACUACAACAGCCACAACAACAACAACAACACGAUUUCAGCACACCUCGUCCCACAGCCAUACACAGCUACAGGUUCGCCACUGCUGGAAUACCGCGGCAGCAUCAGCAACAGCCGGCACCAGUCUCCACAGUUGCCGUCGCCGGUGGCAGCAAACGGCAACAGUGGAACCGGUGGACCUGUCGCCGCUAGCGGCAACGGCAGUGGCGGUGGAAUCAGCUUCGACGAUCUCUCUCCGACAGAGCGGGACCUGAUGAAGAGCGUCCAGGAGCUGGACCGGAUGUGCGAAUCGUCCUCGUCAAUGUACCCAGCCGACUCGGACGAGAUGUCCAGCGUUGAGGGCUACCCGGUGGAUAAUUCGUCGCGGGGUCAUGGCGGAAGCGGGCGCAACUACCGGGAAGCGUCGGCCGAGGGAUCCAAGUUCAGUGCCGAUUCGGCGUACGGCAGCAGCUUGUCCCGUCAGUCGCCACCGGAGCAGCAACAUCACACGAUCCGGCGUGCAUACGGCCAUCACCGAGGGGGCAGCAAGUCCACCAGCUCCACUAGUCAGCAGGAUGGGUUCGACAACUCGAGCGGAUCCGAAUCCUCCCUGCCACCGAUCACGGCCACCCUCAAGGCCCAGAAGGCGGAACUACACGCCCAUGGUGGCACAACCGGCAGGGUGGACCACAGUAAGGUGGCAGCUUCUCUGGGCGGCACCCAGCAACAAAUAAUGUCCAAAUUUUGCCACGAAUGUGGCUCACGCUUUAUGAUCGAUACGGCCAAAUUCUGCAUGGAGUGUGGCAUACGGAGGAUAAUGGUAGACUAGAAUUUUUCCCUUUUAUCGAGUUUUUAUAAGACAAGUUUAUAUGAAAGCGCACGUCUUCUUUAUUUGUUCGUGGAUCUGAGCAGAAGGCAUUGUUAGGAUUGUGCAACAAAGAUAAUAAAUUCUAGUGGCAUAACAUUUUCCAAUUAACAUUCGUAAUCCUGUUUUGUAUAAUACGUAUUUGUUAAAAACCAUUUUUUACGUUUGUUUCUCUUAAGUUACCAUUUGAUAAUUAAAUUUAACACAAGAACAAAAAAUGAAAGUCAAACACUUUUAGAAGAAGAAACCCCACAUAUUAACAAAGACUGAAUCUGCAAACAUACAAAUGAAAGAUUUGGGCCAACCGCAUAAGUUGGCUUCAAUUAUUAUCCGCUAUUCCCAAUAAACUAACUUUCCAUAAAUACUAUCUACAAACACAUUAGCACCGUAAUUUGAAUUAGUCGUUUAAACAUAAAACCACUUGAAUAAGAAAACAGGCAGCAUAUGUUUUAAAUUACUUUCUGGAAAACUUUGAUUUGAAAAUGCAUAGAUUGUCCCCCUUUGCUAACAUAGGGGAAAACAGCAUAAACAGUAAAGCUCGGAUAUAAACCAGCACAGAAAAGUAGGUAUUUCUUCUCUUUGAAAACUAUUUAUAUUAUUUAUGCACGAAACGCAAAGUUGACCAGCGAAAAACGAAGGAGAGAACAGUUUUACUGUGACGAAGAAAAAAAAGGAAGUUUACGCUUGUUUUUGAAUCAUAAAUUUUGAUACAAAAGUAAAAUUGGGGCACAGACGCCAAAUAGAAAGAUACACUUGUGAAAUAACGAUAGUUGUGAAAGUACCGUGUUUAAAAGUGCAUUUUAACAACUUAACAUCAGUCAAAUACAUAAACGGAGAAUAUUAUGGA